AUGACGAACUCCCCCUUUUUCCGUCUUAAUCUACUGCCCCUGUCGCUAUUUUCGCUGCUGGUAUCAGGACUUACAGGAGCUGUUCCAGCACCACAUCCUGAUUCAACAGACUAUGAAGGGGUUGUUCCUGGAAGCCUUGGAGAUGCUGGUUCGGACGGAUCCACGGGUUCAUCUGGAGCAGAGGGCGGAUCAAUCAAGAUACCAAAAGGCGGCCUAAUAGCAAUCAUCAUCGUGGUGGUAAUUGUUGUUAUAAUUGGAAUAACUACCGGUAUCCUUUUCUACCAAGCAAAGCGGAGACAAUGGACAAUGAGAGAAACGAUGCGAUACUCAGUUCGCAAGGUCGCCGAAUCCAUCAAAUCUCCAUUGACGCCCACAUUCAGAAGCCGUGGUCAAUACCCAAUGACCCCCGCGGGAGCCAAGGCAGUGGCAUCACGGCAACCCAAGUCCUCACUACAGCCCAAAAAUCCAAUGUCUCACUAUCAAAACCGCCUGGCUAAGCCGACUGAUCAAUACCCGCGUGUGGCUGAGGGAGAGAAAGGACGCAGUGGAAAACCAGAUUUUAAUUUCUCCAAGCUUCUUUCAUCCAAGGACAGUAGAUGA
Messenger RNA from Trichophyton benhamiae CBS 112371, 600 nucleotides. RefSeq lists its product as uncharacterized. The coding region runs from base 1 to 600 and encodes 199 amino acids. The record is from RefSeq and is a predicted model, not a curated record. The transcript is spliced from 2 exons. NCBI's taxonomy places the organism in Eukaryota, Fungi, Ascomycota, Eurotiomycetes, Onygenales, Arthrodermataceae.